AUGUCGCAGUUCGAAUCCUUCUACCAAGAUCUCAAAUCCACAGAACAACAAGAUGCUGCUCUCACUUCGGAGCAACAAAUUGAGAGGCUGCUCAAGCCAGGAUCCACGUAUCUCAAUUUGAAUCCAUAUGAAGUUCUUCAAAUCGACCUUGACACUGACAUCGAAGCAGCGAAGAAAAAGUACAAAAAGCUUUCAUUGCUUGUUCACCCCGAUAAAAAUCCAGAUGACCGUGAAAGAGCUGAUAAGGCAUUCGAUAUCGUCAAAAAGGCUAUCAAGCAAAUGGAGGAUCCGAUUGAGUUGAAUCGGUGCAAAGAUUGCUACACUGAGGCUAAAGCCAGACUCGCUAUUGUGAUGUCAGAGAAGAAAAGAAAGCUUCGAAAAGAUGGAAAAGAAGACGUAAUCGAAGAAGAUGAUCCAGCUGGAUACAAAAAAUCUCUGUGGAUUACUGUAACGAAGGUUUUUGCAGAUAGAGAGAAGAAGAGAAAGAUGCUUGAAGACAGAGCCAACGAAGAAAAACGUCGUGCCACAGAGGCUAUGGCUCAGGCCGCAGAGAAAAGAAAGUUAGCAGAAGAAUUCGCAAAAAAUUACGAAGAAUCACGAGAUGAGCGCUCAGGUAGCUGGAGAAACUUCCAAGCGAAAAAAGCAAAGAAGGAGGAUAAAGGAAAAACAAUGAAAGGAGCAGCAUUCAAACCUCCAAAAGUUAAACCUCAAAAAUAA
This is a messenger RNA of Caenorhabditis remanei, 717 nucleotides long. RefSeq lists its product as uncharacterized. The transcript is spliced from 4 exons. The coding region runs from base 1 to 717 and encodes 238 amino acids. Gene Ontology annotation, cellular component: nucleus. NCBI's taxonomy places the organism in Eukaryota, Metazoa, Nematoda, Chromadorea, Rhabditida, Rhabditidae. The record is from RefSeq and is a predicted model, not a curated record.